Molecule: messenger RNA, 10807 nt
Organism: Dermochelys coriacea (leatherback sea turtle)
Lineage: Eukaryota; Metazoa; Chordata; Testudines; Dermochelyidae
Gene: ZNF318
Product: zinc finger protein 318
Exons: 10
Coding region: 323-7153 (2276 amino acids)
Biological process (GO): negative regulation of DNA-templated transcription; positive regulation of DNA-templated transcription
Cellular component (GO): nucleoplasm
Molecular function (GO): zinc ion binding; nucleic acid binding
Source: RefSeq, a predicted model, not a curated record
GCCGCCCCCAGGGGGCGCCGCAGGGCAGGAUGCCGCCAGAGCGGGGGGGGGGGGGAAGAGGCGCUGUCCCUAGCAGGAGGUGGGCGCUAUAAGGCAGGGUCACCCCCGAAGCAGGGAGACGCUCCCGCCCGCCUUAGAUCACGUGAGCGGGGCUCUGCCGGCGCCAUUUUGUUCGGGUGUCUGAGCGCGCCCCCUUGCCCGCCGCGUGACGGUGGUGGUGUCGGGGACGCGCACGCAAGGGGCCCCGCGGGCAGAGGAGGAGAACGGCGCCGGGAAACUGAACUGCGAGGCCUCCCGCCCGGCCCCUUGCACUGCCGCCGCCAUGUACCGCUCCAGCGGCGGCCGCUCCGGUCCGCCGCCCUCCUCCCACCGCUCCAAGGAGAGCAGCUCGUCGGGGUCCCGCAGCUCCCGCUCGGGUACCUCGGGAUCUGGGCCGGGCCCAGGCCGCGGCCGCCCCCCCUCCUCGGCUUCGCCGCCUCCCCCGUCCCGCCGCCACCGCUCCCCGUCCGGCCACCGCGCAGCCUCCCGCCGCUCCCCGUCCCCGCACCGCAGCAAGAGGCUGCCCUCCCCGCCGGGGGGAGCGGGGCCCGGGCGGAGCCGGGCCCGACGCGGGGGCGAGCAUGGAGACAGCAGCAGUAGCCGGAGACGUUCUCCGAGCCUCCGUUCUGAGUCUUCACUGGAGCAGAGUUUGCGGAUCACUGUUGGUAAUGACCGGUAUUGCAUUGACACACCAGAGCGAAGGAGACUGCCUGAACGUCUGGGCUCACCAGUUGAUAACCUCAGUGACAUGGACAGGGAUGACAUGGCUGAUGGUCCAAUAUUUACCAGAGGCCUCCCAUGCCCUCGAGGCCUUGAACGAUAUCCCUCUCAUGAAGAUCCGUCUUCCAGUCCCUACAUAAUGAGACAUGAUGAGGACUACCGCAACAGAGAUGUAUUCCUUCACCGGUCAGACUACAGUCCACACUAUGGUCAUCGUGAAGAACUGUCAAGGGGACCUGACAGGGAUAGUGAUAAACUCAGGAAAUCCUCCUACCCAGCAAGGCCAGAGGAGAGAGGGCGAGAAGCAAAGCGCCCUCGGUACGACAAGGAUGAGAAGAUGCAUGGCAUGAGUGGGGAUCAUCAUGGUUUCACAUUGGGAACACGAAAUUAUCGCAGACGGAGCCGUGGCCGAAGCCAAAGCCCAUCAUAUCUGGGUGAAGAGUUCCGGGAGCUUGAUCGUGCCAGGAGGAAAAGAGAAGAGGAAGAACGGAGCAGAAACUUGAACCAUGAUCUGUCUGGUAGUGGAUACAUGAUCCCUGGCUUGACUAGCACACUGCAGUCUUCUGAGACUCGGUACUUAUACAGACCUGAUGAAGCGCCAUCUAUGCCAAAAAAAUCUAUCCUGAAGAAACGAGUGGAGGUGGAAAUGGAGUCCCCGAUGCAGCUUGAGGGCUUUCCAAACAGCUCUCCAUCCAGCAAAGAUCUCCCUCUUCUUUCAAGUCAUUCAUCUUUGUCCCAGAGCGGCAGCAGCACUGCUUUUGCCUCUGAAGUGGAGAACUUUCUCAAACGAUUUAACACAGACUCUGUGGAGUCGGCAAACAAGGAAUUGCAUGAUGGUGUAUAUGAGUGGAAUUCACUUCCUGGGCUUCCCAAUGACAACUUUACAUUUGAAAAGAAGUUUGGAAGCUUCUUAAGUCACAAGGAGAAGUUGGAACCAAAAUCAGAGCCUACAGACCGUCAUACUGACUUCCUCCUCCCUCAUGAGAGGGCCAGUCAGGAUGGCAGUGGCUUCUCUCGCAUUCUGGGCAUGAUGGCUGAUUCUGCCAGUGCUCAAGAAAAGAGAAGGCGCAGCUUUCCUGACAUUGAGGAUGAAGAAAAAUUUCUUUAUGGUGAUGAGGAUGAAGACUCCAAAACAGAAUCUUCCCCUGUUCAAAAGCCCCCAGUGAGUUGUGGGAGUGAAGUUACAAGCCAGAAAGUGAGUCCCCCUCCUUCUCCAGCUGUAAAGCUAGAUUCUCUGGAAGAGUCCAACACAGAAUAUGCAAAGAUUCAUGACUUGCUCAAAACCAUUGGGCUUGACAUUGGGGUGGCUGAAAUUGGCAAACUGGCUGUCCGCACGCAGGAACGCCUCCAUGGCAAAAAGCUGGCAUCUCAUUCUCCUGAUCGUCACUCUUCAGAUUCCCGCAGACUGGAAUCCUGGGAGAUGCGCCGCAGCCGGAGUGACACUCGUUCUCCAGAGUCAAGCCAGCAGCGCUCUGCAUCACCUCCUGGCUCUUUCCAGCCAUCCAAAGAGACAUCCUCUCUCCAGAAAUCAGAAUACUCUCAAAGCAAAGCUGUAGGUCAGGAGAUACCUGCUUGCCCAACAGAACAGUCUGUUCCUUCUGUGUCUCUAAUCCCUUCUGCGCCACCUGCUCCUGCCAGUUUGCCCCCUACAUCUGUUUCCCAAUACCAGAUUCCAAACUAUCCACAAUUUACUGCAGCUCAGAUGCCACAAAACUAUCCACCUCCCACAAUGGCCCCUCACGCCUAUGAUGCAUAUGGGCACUAUAUGGCUUAUGCAGCCUCUGGCUGGCCCAUGUACCCCCCUCCACAGCAACCUAACCCUACACUGCCAGAGGCUCAUGGGCUUCUCACAAUGGCAAUGCCAGCAAACCCCACACGCCCAAAUCUCCGGGUGAUUGAGACAGUUUCCAUGGGCAAAAAUCCCCCUAAUAUCAAGAGAGGUGACUCUGUGCUCAUGCAAAUCCCCAUCACCACUACCACUUACUCCAAAAUGCCCCUUCGACUUGCCACACGCCCACUCAAAAGUACCACGGAAAAGAUCUCUGAUGAAAAAAAUCGGGCAGCUCAAAAGCAGAAGGUCAUAGAAGAGAGAGAGAAACUGAAGAAUGACAGAGAAGCAAGACAGAAGAAGCUCUAUUAUCUCAAGACUGAAUUAGAUAGACUACGUAAACAACAAGGGGAGAUGCUGCGGAAGAAAAGGCGGGAGAAGGAUGGGCACAAAGACCCUUUACUAGCAGAGGUGAAUCGGCUGCAAGAAAACAUUAUGAAGGAGAUUUCUGAGCUGCACAAGGAGUCUGAUGCAGCAGAGAAGAAGCAAUCUGAGCUUGACAAGGUAGCCCAGAUCCUGGGGAUAAACAUUUUUGAAAAACCCCGGAAACCAUCUAUGGAAACUAAAGAAUCCACUGAAAAAAACAGCAAGUCAGAGAAUGCAAAAGGUCUGGAGAAAACGCCCUUUUCCAAUAAGGAAUCAAAAACAACAAAUGAAAAGUCCAGAGGUAAAAGUCCCAAGCCGGCAGAAUCCUCUUCUCAGUCGUCCAAGCAUCCUUUCCAGUUGGCCAAUAUUUAUGAAUAUUAUGACGCAGGGAACCACUGGUGCAAAGACUGCAAUACCAUCUGUGGGACCAUGUUUGACUUUUUUACACACAUGCACAAUAAGAAACACAGACAGACCCUGGAUCCUUACAACAGACCUUGGGCUUCGAAGACCCAGAGUGAGGCCAAACAAGACUUCGUAAAACGCAUUGAUAAGAUAACGGUUCCCGCCAAAGGCUCUGAGUUUCUGAUUCCCAUCACUGGAUAUUAUUGCCAGCUCUGUCAUGAAUUUUUUGGAGAUCAAAUCUCAGGAGAGCAACAUGUGAAAAGUCAUCCUCACAAUGAGAAAUACAAGAAACAUGUGGAUGAGAAUCCACUUUAUGAAGAGAGGAGAAACCUGGACCGUCAAGCUGGCUUGGCUGUGGUCCUGGAAACGGAGCGCAGGCGGCAGAAUGAGAUGAAACGGAAACUGGGAGAAAAGCAAAAAGAGGAGAAAGAUGAGAAGAAGGCAAAAGUGGCAAAAAAAGAAGAAACAAAGAGCACUCCAGAGUUGGGAGAAGGGGUUAGUGAAACCAGUAGUACUCAGGGCAAAAUGGAUACUGCUGGGCGGAAACUUGGCAUUAAGCUUAAAUUGAAGAAGGAAGAGAAGAAGGAAGAGAAGAAGGAAGAGAAGAAAGAGGAUUCAAAAAAGGAAUCGCCAACUCAAUCUUCCUUUGGAAAGUUCAGCUGGAAAAAGAAUGAGAGAGAGGAUAAAAAUCCAGGAGCAGUUGCAGCUCCCCCAAAGGAGGAGAGUGUUGAAGGAAAUAAAGAUAAGGAGGAGGGCAAGUCUCAAUCUGGGAAACCCCAUGCCAAGCCCAUUGAAAUUAAGCUCUCUGGGAAGACCGUUAUACCACACACUAGCCCCUGGACACCAGUCGCUUCCACUUCAACACAAGCAAAAAUUCGACCCAAUCUGCCAGUCCCUACCAUGAUUUUCAGGAAGUCUGCAACAGCAACAGUAAGCAAGCCAGCACCUUUAAACACUUUUUUGUCUAUAAAAUCCUCUGGUGCCACCACCAAACCACUACCUGUAGUGAAAGAAUCCAAUGCAGAUGUUCUGCUGCCUCCAGAUAUAAUCUCAAAAGCGUUUGGGGGAGAGGAGGUAAUUUUGAAAGGGACACAGGAGGAUAUGAAAGUGCCAGAGAAGAAUGAAUCCUCUGAGAAGCCACCUCCACCUCCACCCUCAAUUCCACCUCCAGCUAAACAGGCAGCAGUCAUCCCAGCAGAUGAAGUGGCGCCAGGGGUAUCUGAAAGUGACCAGGAAAUGCUGGCAAUGCCAGUGCGCCCCCCUCCACCACCACCUUCUACUGCUUUUAGUGACCAGGCUAAAAAAAUAGAGAAACGGAACUCUUGUCUGGCCACAGCAAAUGCUAAAGACCUCUAUGAUAUCUUCUACAGUAGUGGUGGAAAGAAUUCAUCUGAUAGCAAACUUGCAAGUUCCCCAGUUCCAAAUGGAGAAAACUUUAACAUAGCAAAAACAGAGAGAAGCACAGAUAUGCCAGCAAACUCUAAACCAAGUAGCAGUCCAUCUUCCAUGAAAGAAACUUUCCAAUAUAUAGCUACUUACUCAGAGGUUAGUCAGGUCUACUCAGAUGAGGGGGCCUCAGAACCUGAGAAAGUAGAAGUCCAGGAGACUUCAACACCCUAUACAGAAAAGAGCACUGAAAUCCCAAACAGGGUUCAGGGGGAGGUGAGCUAUGAAUCCCAAAAUGUUCUUGCAUCAGACUUUCAAGCUAAAUCCAAAGAAGAGGAAAUCGUGCAGUCUAAAGAUCAAGCAGCAGGUGCUUCAGUUCCCUGGGAGAAUGAGGUAGAAAUGGAAACUAUUUAUCAGGCAGAAAUUAGUAAGAAACUACCAGAGCCUCAGAUACCAGAAAUGUCAGUCAGACAAUUGUCGGAAAUUAAAACUGUCACCCAUAUCCAGAAAUCUGUAGAAAUGAGAGACAUGGGUAGAACAGGUGGAGAACAAGAGGUCUGCCAGGAAUCCCAAGAUCCACAAAUAAUUGAGGUCCAAGGGAAAACCAGAGAGGAGAAGAGAGACAGUACUGUGGAUGCCAAAGCAGAUAUAUCUAAUACUUCUGAAAAAGAUAUAGAGAUGGAAGACUCAGAGUUAACAGGAGCUCAUUUUGAACUUAGUCUCGGACACCCAGGGAAUCAGUUACCUGAAAGAUGCAUUGAAAUCCACAAGGUGGGAGAUCCCAGUUUAACAGAGGAAAAAUUAAGUGAUGACAGCUAUAAAACUAAUACAGAAAUUGACAGCCCAGAGUUGCCAUAUGUUCAGGGUAAAUUGGAACAACUAGACACAUCAAAUAAAGUCAGUGAGGAAAAAGUUUCCGUAGCGAUAAUGAUAGAACAUGAUGCAUCCUUACAAGGAAUAAAACUGGGAAAUGUAGACUUGGAAAGGUCUCAGUCAGCAGUUAUUGAUGAAGCCCUCCAGACUUCAGAGAUCCAAAAUAGGGUUUCAGAAUUGACAGCAAAAUGCCCAAGUGAAUUGGACUCCUCUCAAACUAGUAAUAAAAACGAACAGAUCAUCUUGGUUAGUUCUCAGUCACAAAGUAGUCAGGAACUACCAUAUACUCAAACAGUAGAUAAUCCAGAAAUAAACAAUGGUUCUAAUGAAGUCAGUGUCCCUGUCAUGUGUCUCACCAACGUAGAAAUGAAAAAUAGCAUAUUAGUGGUACAAGAAGAGCUCAGGCAUGAAAAUUCAAGCUGUGCAACGUUAGACAUCCACCGCCAGGAGCAGGGUGUCACAGAGCUAGUUGGCACCUGUACUGCAAACACUGUUGAACCCAAUUCCUGCCUAGAGUUAAUGUAUGAUGUUGAAAAUAAUACAUUGAGAGGCCCUGAAUCAGAUAUAAAGUUAGGGAAUUUUACUGCAGAGAAAGAUGCAUUAGAAAUAGGAGGUGUUGACUUUUCUAGUGCUCAGUCUGAUAUGGUUCAAGAGCCACUAGAUGCUCUACCAGCAGACUUCAAUGUGGGUCGUCUUGGAGGAGGGACCCUUAGCCACACAGAAAUAAACCAAGAGGUCUUAAGUACCUCAGCAGCUAGUGACUUUGACCUUAACACCACUUACUCAGAAUUUAGCUUUGAACAAUCAGAAACUCUCACGCUAAAUUUUAAUAUGGAAAAUGAGAAAGAUUCCUUAAAGCCAGAAGAUGUAAAACCUAGUGACACUCCCAUCCUGAAAGCAGAGUUGGAGUUAGAAAGCAUUGAUUUCAGUUUGGGGGACAUUGAAGUGGAACGUGAACAUCUUGGUAUCCUAACAGCAGGAAUUCUAAAUGAGGAUACUGAAGAUCUCCCCAAAUUAGAAACCAUUGCAUCCAUCGGGCUGGAGCCCAGCAAAACCAGUGAACUGAGCAUUGAGCAGCCAGUGGAUGAGCCAGAAAUUAUUGAUUUUGUUGCAUUAACUUCUGGUGAUCAAGAAGACAAAUUUUGCACCCUGAUCUCUGAAACAGCUGCCCCACACCUUGAGUCACGCUUAUCAAAUAGUGACACUACAGAAGUGGACAUGCCUGUUUUAGAAAUACAGGGCAUUCCUCCAAUCUCUGAGAUCCUUCUGCAAGUGGAGGAGAGCAAAGACAGCACAGUAGACAUUGCUGAAAUGCCAUCAUUGAGCUGUGAUGGAGACAGUGUGGAAAACCAGGCUGCUGGCUGCAUUGAAACUGUCCUCCCAGAGCUCAAGGAAACACCUGCAAAGGAGAGUGGCUCAGGGGACAAUGGAUUGUGCAUUGUUCAGAGCAACACAAAAACUGCUGAUGGUAGUUUGGAAACUAACAAGCUCGCUUCAAUAACUGCUGAAAGCUCAGCAGAGAGCCCAGUGGGUUGAAAUGGACCCAGCCAGUCUCAAUAUUUGAGGAGCCGGUGCUGGGAUUUUGUUAUGUAUAUUCUUUGUUUCAGUUUAAUAUGGGAGUAUUUUGCAACCUGCAGUAGAUACUGACUAAAGCUUACACUUGUUUUACCAAAAACCAGACACACACUUUAUUCUGUACAUACUGAAUUGUGUAAAAUGUUUUUCUUGUGAAAUUUCACCAAUUUCUUUUCUGUACUCUGCCAUUAAAAUGGAAUCUCAUAAUGUGUGAUUUGGUUGUUUUUGUUUAUUUUUUGUCUUUUAUUCUUUACCAUUUUUGGAUGGUUUCCAGUUCACACAUUAAGUUACAUCAGUAACAUUCCAUGACUAGCCUGUGAGACAAGCUCAAGAAAACCCAUUCAGAACUUAAGGAAACGGACACUCUUGCAGAAGAAUUGAAACUAAAAGUUUAUUUCAGAUGUAAUGCAUGAUUUUGAUUGCUCCCAUUGUUUGAAAUGCAGAAAGUGUGAAUAGAGUUGACUUUGUUUCAUGUCCUGUGGUUUGUAAUUACUGUUGUAUUACACCUGUACUUAAAUGGUCUCCUACUGUAUUGUAUAAACACAUGUGGAUACCACCUCACUAAGCAAGGGAGAAAAUCUGUCAACUCACUUUUGAAGAAGAAGACUAAUCGGUAAGGCUCCAUGGCCUGACACCUGGACCAGACAAUUUGAGGUCACUUACAUGAUUUGAAAUGGCCUUUCUUUCAUUGUAUUGUGAUCCAGUAACUAUUUGUGUUAAAUCAUUUAGCAGCUGCCCUGCUCUGAAGAACCAGAAGAUCUGAACCCUGGUCUCAGGAAUUGGACUCGCUCGGUGUGCCACAGCUGCAUACAUGCCCACCCUGAAUGGUCCCUGAGCCAUUAAACCUGUAGUGUGAUGGUUUUCAUUUGUACAGUUUGUCAAAGAUUAAAGCGUUAAAAUGUUUGCUUGCAUAAAUCUAACAUUUUUUUAUUUGUUAAAUCAUUUAAAAUAAACUUAUGGUAAUCAAAAAUAUAUUUUUCUAAAUUUUCAUGGUUUUAUUUCAAACAAGUAUUUUAUUUUAACCAGCUUCAGGUGAUGAGAGACAUUGAUAUGACAGCAGUAGAGAAGUAAGAUCUCCACCAUUAAGUCUGACCAGUAAAGGCUUGAUCUAAUUCCCAUUGAAAUCAGCAGAAAGACUCCAAUUGACUUCAGUGGGAAAUUGAUCAAGUUCUGAAUUAUGCAAGGCUAGCAGAAAGGAGCAGCGACUUACCAUUUCAUAUUUCUUGUUUUACUCCACGCCAACCUGUAACUCUUUAUUCUUAAAGGUGGACUUACAAAGGGAAAAUGGACUGGUGCCCUUUUUGCUUUUUAAAAAAAUGCGUGUAAAAGCGUGAAUUUUUUUCAGAAGUUUUUGCUUUAUUUUUUAUGUGAGAAAUGUAGGUCCCAUCUAGGCUGAAAAACUGGAGAGCUAGUGUAAAUGGUGACAUCAUAAGAAGCAGCAAGAUAAUGAAAAUUAAGCUGUUAGGGGAAAGGAUUUUUAGUUAGACUGCCUAAAACUAUUUUUAUUGACACUUAAGCAUUUACCAUUUUGAACAGGAAGCCUUUGUUAGUCUUCACCCUCUCCUCUUCAAUUAAAAUGUUAUAUCUGUUGUAAUUGCUUAUCUUCCACUUCCCAAAAUGCCUCCCAACACAAAACCAUAGAAGACAAUAUUAUGCAUAUCUGCUAUUAUUAAAACACAAGCUGGGGCAGGGGGAGAGAGAUUGUUCAAGUCGUCUUCAUACAUCAUAGAGGUACCCUUUCAAAGUUGUGUUUGGGUUUUGUUUGAGUUCUGUGCUCUUGUCUUGGGAUUCAGUCUCUCUUCCGUAUUAGCUUUUGUUCCUCCAAUGAUACGUCCUCUGAAUGCAACUGAUUGCAAAUGUCAGUAGAUGUUAUUUUUCCUCCUUUCUUUAUACCAGUUUCUUCAGAGAAGUAUCCUACUCCCUGGUAUCUUUUUUGAAAUCUCCAGUGGGAAGGAGAAAUCCAUUUUCUUGCCAGCUUUGUAUGGAGUUCAGAGUUUGUUGGCGGGUGGGGGUAGGAUUAGCUUCAGAAUAUUAAUGGUUACUUUGAACAUAGGGUGAAGUUUACUCUCCACUUUUCUGGGGGCUUAGUCUUCACCUUUCUGGGUCAAAAACACUGUGCAUUGGAAUUCAGUGGUACUUUUUGGUUAAUGCCCUAGUCCAGAAGUUUUCAAAGCCUCUCAUCAUAUGGAUCACUAAAGUAUGAGAAUUGAAUGAACAGUUUCCCAUUCCAUACAUCUCCAUUCCGCACCACAAUAUCCCUGUUGCAAGUAAUGUACUUGGUGAAUUAGUAAAUGCCAAAUUACAUUUUUUUGAGAAGAAAUAAUUUGAAUCCUGUCUUCUUUUUUUUUUCUUUUCCUUCCUCUUUCUCUAGCUGCUUCUACAGGCAUCAAUGUUCUGUAGUGAGGAGCUUGUUUACUCAUAGAAGACACUGUAAAUGAGCAGCUAGCACAAGCUAAAAGCAAGAACCCUUGUAAGCCAUAAUUUGAGAACUGCUGCCACAAUAUUUUUCUCCAGAUGUAGAUCUGAUUUUAAAUUACAUGUGAAAUGAUUUUUUUUUCUUACUGUACUCCUUAGCAAAUACUCAUCCCAGAGUGUGGUACAACUGACCAUCUUUGUUCAAUGUGCCUAGAUUGGAAUAGCAGGAUGUUAGGAUUGAGAGGUACUGACAGAGACAUUGGGAUAGCUAGCAGUGGGAGAGCAGGAGCUGUUCAAGAGUAGGAUGAGGGUAUGUUUGCGGCUAUGUGGAGGGCGGCAGGGAGUUUGUAUGGAUCCCUUCACUUUUGUGAAAUGGCAUAAGUUUUUUUGUUUUGUUUUUGUUUUUGCUGUGGUUUACAGAUAAAUACAUUUAAUUGGUUAUCUACUGUACUGAUCCCCGCUGCUUGCAGAGCUGUAGUGCUCUGACUUGGAAGCCCCAAGUCCUAGGCUGACUUUGGAUUCUUGAGUCGAGUUUCAGGAGGAGGGUUGAGUUUGAGAGGGGUUUUGUUUGUGUGUGAUGGCUGAGUGGUGCCAUACUCGAUUACCUCUCCUCCCUGAGAUGGCUGUCUGAACAUUUUAUGUGAAGAGGAAGUUGCCUUUCAUUUCAUCUUAUAAAGUUGUUGGUUCUAUUCAUCUGCUGAUAAGGUGGAAUAAGUAAAGCUCUCUGGAGCAUGAAUAAUAUUGAAUACGCAAAAAAAACCUUUCAGGCACAAGCUUCUUGUAAAUUCAAAGAGCAAUGUUUGAAUGAUGCAAGAAGCUGCAUGUUUCAUUGUGCUAUACUGGAGUGCAGCAGAAAUGAAGAGCCCUUGCUGCAGUGAAUUUAGAUCAAGUUUACUGCAAGAUACAUGGGGCCUUAUUAAGCUGCAAUGCAACAAGGAAAUUCCAUGUGAAAACUGCUGGCUGCCUUCUUAGCACUUAUCUAUGAGCCUAGUAUUGGACAUCUGUAACAUCUAGCAAUGCAUGUGGAAAGAGGUAACCCCUUUCAAAUAAUCUGAAAUGACUUGGAUUAUUUUUGUUAAAUUAAGUUUGACUUUCUUGAUAUAACACAAUACAAGAGGACAAACCAGUACAGCUCUUCUAAGGAUAAAUCUGGUCUCUAACUUGUUGCAAUUCUUUGAAAGGGUUAACUAAAUAAUGACA